GGCGGCGGCGGGGGCGGCACCUCACCAUCAACACGGCCAUGGCGGGCACGCAGGCCGGCCGAGACGACGAAGAAGAAGCCCCCCUUCAUCACGACCACCAUCGCACACCCGCCCCUUAGCUCUCCCGUGGCAUGUCAGCGCAGCCCGCCAAGCGCCGCGGAAGCAACCCGUGAGCACGACGCGGCCGAGGGUUGGGUUGCCUACCCACACGGCGGCAUGCCAUGACCGAGGGCCCUCUCUGCGUGCACAGGCGCCGGUGCCACACCUGGGGCAGGUGCAGGCACCUGCAGCUGCGGGCCACGCUCGCGCGCAUGGCAGCCGAAGCACGCAGGCGGCUGCGGUGUGGGGGCGGCGUCACCACCUCCCCGACGAGAUCGGCCAGCUUCGCCAGCCGAGGCAGCUGCGACGUCACCUGCAUCAGCAGCUACGAGCUUGGACCCAAGCUGCCGCAACUCGUGCCCGACGCCAUGCCCGCCGUCGUCCCGCUGGGGAGCACGUUCACGGUGCCGCCGCCGUCCCUGGGCGGCGGGCCGCUGGUCGCGGUGCGCGACGCCGAGGGUCAGGGCCUGGAGGAGCGGCCUCCGACCUUCUCCAGGGUGGCGCGCCGGGACUCCCUGACCGAGGCCCUGCGGCCGGCCCUGGUCCUCGCGCAGGCCUUCUUCGUGCUGCCGGUGCACGCCGGCCGCUGGUCUCGCCGGGCGCGCACCGCCACCCUCCUCGCCGUGAUGGUCGUCGUCAUCGCCCUGGCCGCCGUCCACAUGUUCAAGACCGAGCUCAGCCUCACAUCGUCCUCCCACUUCAUUUUCUACGGCACGGCGGCGCUGUCCGUCCACCUGCUGUCCGGGCUGUCCUUGCAAUGGCCCCGCCUGUCCAGCUGCUGGAGCAACUCCGGGUCGCUGCUCACCGAGGGCCUCGAGGACGACAGGCGCACGGCGCGCAUCUGCAAGAGGAUCACCAUCUUCAUGAUGAGCUGCGCGCUCGUGGAACACGUCCUCAGCCUCCUGAACGGGCUGAUGCCGCUGCUAGUCUGCGAGGCACACGGGGGAGCCUGGACCGUGUACAAGUCCCUGUUCCUCAACGGGUACCCUAUGAUAUUCGAGGUGCUGCCGUUCUCCAUUCCCGUGUCCAUCAUCGUCAUCUACCUCAACGUCACGUGCACUUUCCUGUGGAACUUCAUCGACCUGCUCGUCAUCAUCAUCAGCUACUCGUUAGCCAGGCGGUUCGACACGUUCAGCCAGUUUCUGAGACAAGCCAAGGGCAAGGCAAGUACAGUAAAGGUACUGUACAGAAUGACCGAAGGGUGCCACUCACAACCCCUUCCCCGUGUCCGACAGAACUACUCGAUAUUCUGGUGGCAGGAGGUGCGCGAGGCCUACAACCGGCUGUCGCUCCUCACCAAGCAGUUGGACGACCAGAUCAACGGCAUCGUGCUGCUGUCCUUCGCCAGUAACCUGUACUUCAUCUGCCUGCAGCUGCUGUACAACAUGAGUCGGUUCGAGCAGGAGAAGAGCGUCUUCUCGCGCCUCUACUUCUGCUUCUCGUUCGCGUGGCUGCUGGCGCGCGCCGCGCUCGUCUCCAUGACCGCCGCCAGCGUCUACGAGCAGAGCAGGGCCCCGACCGAGGUGCUGUACUGCGUGCCCUCCAAGAGCUUCAACGCCGAGGUGCAGCGCUUCCUGGUGCAGACCACGACCGACACCGUGGCGCUGUCGGGCGCGCGCUUCUUCUGGGUGACCCGCUCCCUCGUGCUGACGCUGGCGGGCACCGUCGCCACGUACGAGAUCGUCCUGGUGCAGUUCCACGACGACAUGGACAAGGUCCAGCGCCCGUCCAACGUUUGCUUCCCAUGACCUGCGGGCGGCGCGUCGCCCGUAAGGGUUGGAGGCCUUGCUGCUGGUGCCGGGGGAAGGCCCCGCGCUGCCAUUGGUCCGGGGCCGAUGCUGCUGCGCGCUGAUUGGCUGGCGGGCGUGUGCAGGCGCCCCUCAGCAGUCGGGAGGGGUGGGCGCAGCUUCCAAAAGGGGUUGUGCCUGAGAUGCGUUCAUCUGCCGUGGCCGCAGCAGCCGCCACAGGGCCACAGACGGGGUGUUGGAUUACCCCGCGUUACAGUUUCAGGGGGCGUGCGCCUGGUCGCGACACGUGGCGGAGUGCGCUACGUCGUGCGUGCGCGCGCGCGUGUGUGUUGUUCCAGCUGCAGCAGAGCACCACUGACCUGCGCGCGACUCUGUGUGUCCGUGCGUGUGUGUGUGUGGUGGUGCAGGUCGUGACGAGUUUUGCAGCCGCCCAAGUGCAAGUGAGCGGUGUGUGUACAUGUGAGAAAGGCGAGUUCAGCUGCAACUAAAAAUCACAUGUGCAACAACCGUCGUCAAGAAAGUAUACGUCGACGUGAUCGGGAGAGGAAGAGGGUUUUCGGCCAAAGAGAGGGGCGAUCCUCUAUAGACCUAUCGCAAUCUGUGCGUGGGUGCGACGAGGAUGCGUCCACCCGAAUCCAUCGCAUCCUCACGCCGGUCACGCCACGCCGGAACAAGGGGAGGAGGAAGUAUCAGCGAGAGAGAGAGAGAGAGAGAGAGAGAGAGAGGGAGAG
Messenger RNA from Frankliniella occidentalis (western flower thrips), 2578 nucleotides. Its product is annotated as gustatory receptor for sugar taste 64f-like. Gene Ontology annotation, molecular function: taste receptor activity. Lineage: Eukaryota; Metazoa; Arthropoda; Insecta; Thysanoptera; Thripidae. Gene Ontology annotation, biological process: sensory perception of chemical stimulus; detection of chemical stimulus involved in sensory perception of taste. Gene Ontology annotation, cellular component: membrane. The record is from RefSeq and is a predicted model, not a curated record. The transcript has 7 exons. The coding region runs from base 222 to 1847 and encodes 541 amino acids.